This is a messenger RNA of Antechinus flavipes (yellow-footed antechinus), 2265 nucleotides long. RefSeq names its product programmed cell death 6 (gene PDCD6). The transcript is spliced from 6 exons. NCBI's taxonomy places the organism in Eukaryota, Metazoa, Chordata, Mammalia, Dasyuromorphia, Dasyuridae. Gene Ontology annotation, molecular function: calcium ion binding. The coding region runs from base 838 to 1419 and encodes 193 amino acids. The record is from RefSeq and is a predicted model, not a curated record.
CUCCCAUUUUCCAUUAUCCUGGGAGAUGAGGGUUUCUAAGAGUGAGGGAUUUGCUUAACUUGGGGGCAGGUGAAGAUAUAGGCUGCUAAGGGGCUUAGAGAUCAACUAACCCACCCCAUUUCGGGGACAGACGGAGGCCCAGGGAAGGGAAAGGCACUUGUGCUUUUUUUUUGGUGACAGACUAGGAAACGGGCUCGGGGAGACACCUUGAUUUCACUAACAGAUACUGAGAACCGGGGAAGGAAAGGCCACUCCUGCCCUCGGUAACAGACGAGAAAACUGAGGUCCCGGGAGGAAAAGGGCCAUAUUGACUUCUGUAACACGCCGAGAAACAGGGCGGGGGAAGGAAAGGCCACCCUGCCUUCAUUAACUGAAGAGAAAACUGAGGAAGGGAAGGAAAAAGUCAACGAAGAGCAGAAACUCGAUGCAGGGGCGUCUGGCUCCAAACUUGGGAGUCCCAUGACAAGGAAAAAAGCGGUCUUUCAUAGAGCAAAGCCGCGCCCUGCCGCGCCCGCCGAGGACAUCUCCACCCCCGUCCUCCUAGGGCUACUGGGCGUAGUAUCCUCUGAGGGCCUCCUUCCACCUGGAUUCGGCGGCUUCCUUAGCCAAGCGCCCUUCCGUUGCCAGGCAACGCCACCCUCGUGCGGAGACUGGCGGCUCUCAGCCACGUGACACCCCGGCCGCCUUCCCGGAGGUGGCUCUUUGCCCGGAAGUGACCUUCUUUUCUUCCAGCUCUUCCGCCCCCACUGCAGAAAGCGGAAGUGAAGCAACCCGCUGAGCCAUUCUCUCCUAUUCGUGCUUAGCCUCUUGUCGUCUUACUCUUCUUUCGACCGGCCCAUGGCCACCUACCACUACCGGACGGCUACCGCGGGCAGCUCUGGCCCAGGGCCUGCCGCUGCCGCGUCCCUCCCAGACCAGAGCUUCCUGUGGAAUGUCUUUCAGCGGGUUGAUAAAGACAGAAGUGGAGUAAUAUCUGACAAUGAAUUGCAACAAGCAUUAUCCAAUGGCACCUGGACUCCAUUUAAUCCUGUAACAGUCAGAUCAAUCAUAUCGAUGUUUGACCGAGAGAACAAAGCAGGAGUGAACUUUAGUGAAUUCACUGGAGUUUGGAAGUAUAUCACAGAUUGGCAGAAUGUCUUCCGGACAUAUGAUAGAGACAACUCUGGAAUGAUUGACAAAAAUGAACUAAAGCUAGCGUUAUCAGGUUUCGGUUAUCGGUUAUCUGACCAGUUUCAUGAUAUCCUUAUCCGAAAAUUUGACAGACAAGGAAGAGGACAGAUUGCUUUUGAUGAUUUCAUUCAAGGCUGCAUUGUCUUACAGAGGUUGACAGAUAUAUUUCGGCGUUACGAUACCGAUCAGGAUGGCUGGAUUCAAGUAUCUUAUGAACAGUAUCUUUCCAUGGUCUUCAGUAUUGUAUAACACUCACCGUUGGAGGUUAUCGAUGGGACUGUUAUGGAAAAAAGACUGGAAAUGCCAAAUUCCUUAUCUUGUCACGUCAUGAAAAAGAACACUGAUGCAACUCAAGAUUGUCUUCCUCCCAAAUUUUAUACAAUUGAUAUGUUUUAUGGUUCCAAAUCCUAACUGUAUAUAUGUGUAAAGGCUAAUUAAUAUUUUACCAUAGUAACUAUAGCCACAUAGCUCUCCAGAUGCAAAAUGGAUUUAGUUUGUGGAUGUUUGUGCCAUGAAGUAGAAUAUAUGUAACUUUGCUUCAGGUAUCCCGCAUGAAAAAUGCAUCUUCUCUUUUGUAGUUGUCUCCACUCUUGUCAGAAUGCUUCUCCUAAUUAAUCAGAAUUUUUAAAUAAUAUGGAACUUGCACACAUAAGGCUUUUCAUGUGCCUUACUUUUUUUAAAGGGGGGGGUUAUUGUAUCCAUUUUAAUAUUAUGUAAUGUAAGCAAUAAAGGAAAUGGUACAGACUAGUGUUUUACCAAUAUUUCCAUAUCUUUUGAAUCGUAGAAAAGAUUAAAACAAAUGUAUAGGCAGCCCCUCUCCGCCAUAUUCAGUGACAUCAUCAUCACUUCAAAGAUGCUAUUAAGGCCUGUUCAGUGGCAGAGCUUUGCAUGGACAGUUUUCUUAGCAGGCUUGGUGAGGGCUGUUUACUCCUACUGUCAAGUCAAUCGAGGAUUAAAGCUGAGAGAGUAGAGAUGUAACACUAGUGUGAUAUGGAGCAUCAGGCUCUGUAAAUUCUGUUUGUAACCAUCAUGGCUGUUUUGUAAAACAUGCUUUCCUAUUUUUAUCUUGACUGUGAAAUAAAUGAGUAUAUGCUA